Messenger RNA from Cydia splendana, 2552 nucleotides. Its product is annotated as leucine-rich repeat protein SHOC-2-like. The record is from RefSeq and is a predicted model, not a curated record. NCBI's taxonomy places the organism in Eukaryota, Metazoa, Arthropoda, Insecta, Lepidoptera, Tortricidae. Gene Ontology annotation, molecular function: protein binding. Bases 346 to 1911 code for a protein of 521 amino acids. The transcript has 3 exons.
ACACUCCUGUAUAUUAAUGAUUCUUCUCCAUAUAUAUUUAAAUCAUUGUAUUCAUUUAUUUCACGUCAUAACAUUAAACUCUAACUGCCUAUAAUUUACCUUUUCCUGAUCCUUUUCCAAAAUUCCGUCUUACCCGUUAUAAUGUAAUCCUUUAAUUCCGUUUCCCUGCUUUACUCGUCUGGCUGAAUGCGCCAGGAGCGCGAUGCCAUAAAAAAAAAAAAAAAAAAAAAAAACCUCAAAAUCAUUUCAUCUCAAUUUUUUUCAGAAAUUACCAAACAAACUUAACUUCGUUUGAAAACUAAAUAUUAUGAAGUACUUUUUAUUAGUCUCGGUAAUUUAAGAACAAUGGAUAAUAACAUUGUGGAUUGUAAACAGACAAAAAACAUUCUCAACGGAAUAUCAAAAUCAUUUGUACUUCACGUAUCAGAAAAAUUGCAAAACACAGCAGAAUUAGACGUCAGCCAAAAAACCCUGAAAGACAUUGAUGAGAUUAGAGAGACUACGGAUAAAAAUGAACUAGAGGCAACAAAGGACAUUCUUAAUGGAUUAUCAAAGUUUGAUUUUCAUAUAUCAGAAGACUUUCAAAACAUUACAGAAAUAGACUUCAGCAAGAAGAACCUUGAAAAAAUUGACAAGGGCACAACUCUUCCACCAUGUUUGCGCUGCCUAAAUUUGUCACACAAUAAACUUCUUGAGGUUCCAAAGAUUGUUAUGGACCUUAAACAAUUGCAAGUAUUAGAUAUUUCUCACAACGCAAUACAGUAUUUCAACGAAACUCCAAGCUUCUGUCACGAAAUAGAAAAUCUCAAUGUCUCCAGCAAUGACUUAAGGUGCCCUCCAAUAUGGAUAUGGUUGGAAUUUCCAAGGAACCUGUCUAGAUUAGACAUUAGUUGUAAUAUGCACAUAGCAGAAUUGUUAAAUGGAUAUGUCGAUGAGCUUCUGCAAUACAACACUCGGCUCACGCAUGUAACAUUAUAUAAUUGUAGGUUAGGUAAGUACUUAAGAUUCCUUGGCACUUUCCCGAAUGCAAAAGACCUUGUACUCGGAACUCCAGACUGGAGCUGUUAUGCUGCAAACCACCUGCAAGAGCUACCAUGCCAAGGGCUCAACAAAUGCUGUGAUAUUCAAAGACUAAUCUUAACUAAUACCCAUAUAUACACUAUCACUCCACAAAUAAACAUGUUUAAAAAUUUAAUAGAAAUAAAUUUGUCACAAAACAACCUGAACGGGUUACCAACUGAAUUCUGCGAGUUAGAAAACCUAGAGAUAUGUAUAUUGUCUUUCAACAACAUACUGUAUGUACCUGAUGAUAUAGUCAAGUUAAAAAAGUUGACCACCCUGUGUUUAGCGGUCAAUGAACUUUGCAUGAUACCUGAGAACAUAAUGGACCUCACUAACUUGAAGGUCCUGGAUUUGUAUGACAACAAUAUAUCGGAGUACCCUGAAGACAUUAGGAACAUACCAGAGCUUGAUUUGGCACAAAACUACUUUGAAGAGCCUGAUGAUGAUGAUUAUUUAGAAAAGAGAGGGAAAUUGAGACUUCAUAACUCCGACCGAUUAAAUGGGAGAAAAUUCGAAAUGGAACAGCCUGAGAGUGAACAUUCUCCAGACACAACUGAUGAUGAAGAACUGAUCAGAAGCUUAAAUGAAAAAAGUAGCUCUGACGGAGAACCAAAAAAUGCACCACCAAGCUCACCCGAAGAUUGGGACUCUGAUUCCUACUGGGAACCAUACAACGUACAGUACCAGCGCCCAAAAGGCAAGCCAUACUGGACAUCGUUCGUAAAGAAAGCUAUGGACAAUGGUAACCUGUGCCCUUCGGAUCACCACACGGCGCCUGUGAUGUGCCGUCCGACCCAAGAGUAUGAAUCUGAUGGACAGUUUGAUGAUUAUUCUGAGGAUGACAGUUGAUCUUUUCACUAUGGGCCUUAUUUCACUAGAUACAGCGUUAUUGAAAGGGAACUCUGUAGCAGGGAUGUUGCGGAUAUUCGCAUCCGCAUCCGCAGAACAUCCGCAUUAUUUUCAACAUCCGCAUCUGCAUCGGCAUCCGCAUAAAAUUGAUGCGGAGCAUCCGCAUGAUGCGGAUGUCGACCAAGUCGGUAACAGGAACGUAUUAGCGGCAGCACCGGCGGCGUAAAUGCUAGGUAAUUUCGUCAUUAUAUAUAACGAAAUCGUCUAGAUCCCGAAAAGUCGGCCAAGUUACUGUUUAUUCAAUAAAACGCACCUAUAUUCUUGCUCAACUACUAAACGUUUCGUUUUUUUAAAUAAAAAAUGCUAAAAAUGUAAUAUUUGACGUUUUUGAAGUAUCAUAACUUGACAUCCGCAUCCGCGGAUGUGAGGCUUUAAAUAUCCGCAUCCGCAUCCUCAUCCGCGGAUGUCAAAAAAUCUGCAUCCGCAACAUCCCUGCUCUGUAGAUGCCAACCAGCAUAAACCCUUUGACCGGCAAAGAUGUCAACUGACGCGCCCAGCUACAGCACAGCCAUUGAUUUAUACAUUACUUCGUAAAGACGGGACUUACGGGUACUACGAAGCGGGUCAGUUCGUAGGUGCGC